Molecule: messenger RNA, 1009 nt
Organism: Arabidopsis arenosa
Lineage: Eukaryota; Viridiplantae; Streptophyta; Magnoliopsida; Brassicales; Brassicaceae
Source: the annotation of a GenBank genome assembly
CAUUCUAAAUUCAAAAACAUUUUUCUAUAUGACACAAACGGCUUUCUUAUGUAAUUGGGCCACAAAAUGAAAAGAUCCGACCCAUUAAUAAGUUAAGGGUCCAGACCCAAGCUGGGUUUAUCGAAGGUUAUUUAUUUCUUCUUCUUCCGAUUCGUUCUCCGAUUGCUUCGCCGUCGCAGAAAUGACCAAGUUCAGGAAGCUCGGCCGCCCAGCAGGUCACCGUAUGUCCAUGCUCAGGACUAUGGUUUCUCAAUUGGUGAAACACGAGAGAAUUGAGACCACUGUUGCAAAGGCUAAAGAAGUCCGUCGUCUUGCUGAUAAUAUGGUUCAACUUGGAAAAGAGGGCUCACUCGCUGCAGCAAGACGAGCUGCUGGGUUUGUUAGAGGAGAUGAUGUACUUCACAAGAUUUUUACAGAAUUGGCUUAUCGAUACAAAGAUAGAGCUGGUGGAUAUACAAGAAUGCUUCGUACUCGCAUACGUGUUGGUGAUGCUGCACCAAUGGCCUAUAUUGAGUUUAUUGAUAGAGAGAACGAGCUAAGACAAUCAAAACCAGCAACACCUCAACCACCACCUCGAGUGCCGCUUGAUCCAUGGGCUAGAUCCCGUCUCACCAGGCAGUAUGCUCCACCAAAGGAGGAGAAAAGUUCUGAUUCCGACCUAUAAAUAUAAGAAGAUCUCUCUCACACCAAAAGAUCAUGUUUUGUUCCCCUUGCCCUGUUGCCCAUGUUGUUUCUCUUUCAACCCAUAGCUUUGUUUUUUUGUUUUUUUGUAAACCAACCCAUAGCUUUGUGUGUCUGUCACCUUAUUCAUUAAUGUCAUUCACAAUAUGUGUUUGACACAUGGUAAAACAUUGAAGUCAUUUACUUUUAACCCUUUGAAACAGUUUAAAUGUAGUUUCCUUGAAGCAUCAAGCAUUUUUAAAGUUCUUCUCAUUUUUCUUGCAUCUACAAUAUGAAGUUAAGAGUCUUCAACCACUCGAAAGUAUGAUAAUAUAUUAAAGGGGCUUUA